GCCAAAAGUCUUGCCCUGCUCAGUUAAAAUUGUUGAGUCUCAUCACAUACAGGGACUCCAAGUAGAGAUUAUGGUGGCAUCGAUGACCAGAACUGAUAUAGAACCCUAGUUUGUGUUAGCAUUUACAAGAUACAGAUGAACUCCGCAUACAUACAGCGACGACCAGUAUAGGAUACAUAUCGUUGAACAUCAUGCCGCCUCGUAAACCAGUGCACACCCUUCAAUCCUUCUCCAAGGAUAAAGUACUGUACAGUGUGUGUGCCAUCAUCCUGGAUGAGAUUUACUUUGGUCAGGAUGAAGACUGGGAAAUAUAUGGUCCUCCUGCCCUAUCAGUUCGACUACAAUUAGUAAGGGAUAUCCUCAAAAAUUCCCUCACACCAGGAAUUCUUGAAGACCUGCUCAACACCAUCCUUUCCCGUGACCAGGCUGUGGAAGCUACAGUUAGAUACCUUGCACUCCAGCUGCUUCUUGUGGAAGGUGUGCGAAAUUUAACCGUUGGAAAUUUUCCAGAAUCGUAUUUUGCGUUGGUGCUGGAAGCAGUGGCUAAAAGUGGUGCGGGUAUCCAGCACCUUGACCUCCGUGGGUUGUGGGUGCGAGACGAGCACAGACAUACUCUUAUUAACACACUUCGUAAGCUUUACUGUAUCAGACGGCUAACAUUACGCUACUCUUGUGACGAUGACAUGCUGGCUACGUUAGGGAAGUAUAGCGAUGGCCUGCAGAAGCUCGACGUGUCUGGAUCGCGGGAAAUCACAGAGUUUGGUCUGAAAAAAUUGUGUGACAAUCCAUCGCGCGUCGCCUGUGGUCAACUGUCUGAAACUCUUAAGAUCGUAGACCUUGGUGGACCUGGCGCUCAGGAGCUGUCUCCCCAACUUCCCAGUUAUCUGUUGCUCAGCCUUCCACACUUGGAGAGUCUCGGUUCCUACGAGCGUACGGGGGCCGCAGUAGAACUUGCCCUCAAGACCUGUCCAGACAAGCAGUUUGGACUACGAUAUAUGCACGACACGUUCACUUCCAGUAGUAGAUACCACGCGGUUGCUAAAUCCUGUACUAAAAUACAAGCCAUUUAUCUUGAUAGCCCAAAGGACACUGUUGUACAUUAUCUGGAUAUGCUUAAGAACCUAAAAGAGAUCAAAUUGCACAAAGUGAGGUGGAGUGAUAUAGAGAUCCUGCUAAAUAAAAACGGGUCACGGUUAUGUAGUUUAUUUUUGUUGGCGGUAUUUGGUCAGGUUGAUUUGUUGGACCUAGGUAAACUCUGCCCUAACUUGCAUCGCCUUGAGUGUCAUAAUGUAUCACUUGUGUGCUCUGAAGUGAAUCACACAACUGCCUUCAGUCAAAUUCGUGAACUACUUAUAUACACGAGUAAUAUAAGUACACUCUGCAUCAAGCUCCUGCUAAACCAAUGCGUGGCUGUUGAACAUCUGUGUCUGGGUGAGUGUGGCCAGCUGUCUGACGCAGCCAUUAUCAGCAGCAUGAUGGACCAUUCCCUGAAAAACGUUCGGGAAAUCUGGUUUGGCAGAGCAGAGAACCUCACCAUGCGUUCCAUAGAGGCGCUCCUGGAACACUGCCCUCACCUUACCAGUCUGGGUAACCUGGCCGCCUGGAGGGUUCAUCCCGAUGAUAUUGACCUGCUACGUGUACAGUUCCUCCUCACUAACACUGACCUCAAUUUGUACGAGUUCGGCCCACAGGAAGAGGACGAGUGGGUACCAGUGAUGGAUGUCUAAUAUUAUCAGCCUCUUAGGUUAGAUUCUUGAUUCUUAGGCAAAGAUAGCAGUGUGCUUGCUGUCCUAGGGCUGAAUGACCCUAUGUAUAUAAUAUAACAUAAAUUGCGGUGUAAAAGGGGUAGAGGGGUUCAGCAUUUGAGGCCUUGCCCAGUCAUGUGAUUCUUAAAAGUGGGUACAGUCCUCUUACCUGUCUGUUAGCUGACAGGAACAGCAAGUACCACAGUCUGCUUUCCUUCAUGCCCUCCCUCCCUUGUGAAGCAUUGUCUCGUUGCUCUCCCACUCCUGUUCCCAGACCACAGGGGUGCACAUAAAGGCUCUUGUUAGCUGGUUUUCCCCUACUUGCAAAACGAGCUCUAGUUUCAGUAAUAGUAUUUAACAAAGAUGUAUUCCUUCAGUCUUUUAUUUGUCAUACCUUUGCUCUUGUCUCUUCUACAACAGAACAUAAUAUCUCUUCAGUUUAUCCUUCCUUCUCGUCCACACAUUUGUCAGCACAUGUUAGCCUCACUAAGACUCUUAAGCUUAACCCUACCUUCCUCCAUCUUUUACAGUGGUCACAUACUUUUAACUACCUUAUUAGUCCCUUUUAGUUAAUUCCUGCUUUUCAUUUGUAUCAGUGAUUCAAUAAUUAUUACUUAUGUUUAUUUGCACUUUGAUGAUAGGAAUACCCUAAUGUGGCAUUCAUUUACUAUUAAGUUCAAUUUACUUGCAUACUUUUUAUUUACUUGAAGUCCCAGUUCACAUAUUUAUUUUGCAGCAUCACUAGUGUGAGGAACAAGCGGGCAGAAUCCCAGAAUGUUAGCUGUUGACCCUUUUCUAUAAUUUAAAACAAAAUCAAUAUGUUCACAUACGUUUAUGUGUUUUAUAAGAAAGACAAUUUGUUCUAACGGAACCAGUUCCAACACUUAGUUUUAAUAUCAGUCUUUGGUGGGCAUUGUUCAAAGACUAGUUUUGUAGUCUCAAAACAGCAUUUAUUCACAUAAAUUAUGAAUGAACCAGCAAAAUACAGUGGCUAAUUACUUGCAUAUAACUGCCAUUCUUAAAAGUUUAUAUUAAUAAAUUGUAUUAUUAUUAAAGGUUUGGGUAUUUUUGUAGUACAGUACUUGCCAUUUGCCAGUGAUUACCUAGUAUUAGUACUUCUGAGUACAUGUAAUACUACAAUAAAGGGUAUUUUCCCCCCCA
Messenger RNA from Procambarus clarkii (red swamp crayfish), 2906 nucleotides. RefSeq lists its product as uncharacterized. NCBI's taxonomy places the organism in Eukaryota, Metazoa, Arthropoda, Malacostraca, Decapoda, Cambaridae. The record is from RefSeq and is a predicted model, not a curated record.